UUAAUAUAAUUUUUAAGAUAUCCCUCAAAAUGGUGAAAAUUAUAGCUUUGUUACUAAAUUGUAUUUUGGUCCUAUGUCUUUGACAAACGACUCAAGCCUUCAGACUUCUAGAACCCACAAUCGAUCCAGAUACAAAUAUUUGAACUGGUGUUGAAGGAUCUGCAUACAGACCUUAUGUUAGAGCAUUCAAUGCAAGUCAAGGUUUAUUCACACAUGUAUACAAUAUAUGGUUGAGUAAAACGGAAAAUAAAUUAUUCACCUUAUCAUAUCAUCGAACACCGGGCGGAAAUGAGAGAGGUAUCCAGAUAUCAAAAAGAAACCUGGAUCUUACUCCUGUUUAUGAAAAGUCAUAUAACUUUGACAUUGAUCUCAGAGCAUCCACAAUGGAUAUGAAUCAGACAAUGAUGUAUAUCGUCAACUUCAAUAACCAAUACAAUUAUGUUGCCAAUUUCAAUUCAACAACAGGCGAUGCUGUCAUAAUCCGAGAGAUUAGGAAUAUCAACUUAACCAAUAGUAUUGCUGUUACUGAAAAGCAUGUUUUAAUCGCAACCAGAAUUUUGCCUCGAUUUCAAAGAGGAAUAUUGGUGAUGGAUAGAUCAGAUCUAUCGAUAGUUAAUCAAAUCGGGCUAGAAACUUACAAUUUCGUUUCUGUUCAUCAAAUGGAAGGUUUAAACUCCCAAGUUCUGAUGAUUAUUCAUUCAGUAGCUCAGGACCGAAGAAGGAACCUUGUCGAUGCUACAAAUGGAGGGCGUGUAGGAUUUCAACUUAUUGAUAGCACAGGGUCUAACACAAUACAACAGCUAGCUUGCGGAUCGGAAGACUGUUCUCACAGUUCCCAUUCUCGAGCUAUAAGAAGAUCUUCUGGAGAAAUCCUGACCUCAGUUCGUGUGGAAUCUGAGAUCUUACUACUCAUCGAAUUCAGCCCAAACAUGAAGUACUCCUCAAUUCACCAAUACAUCUUCACCACAGCACACAGCUACAUGAUCUCACUAGUAGAAUUCCCAGAAGCUAAUCUUAUUUACUCUUUGAUUGGCUCUAACCCAGCAUUAUCAACUCCUUCAUUAGAUCCUAUACUAGUUAUGUUCAAUUCAGAUACUAAAGAGGUGAUAGAAAGGUGGCAGACUAAUUUUGAGAGGAAAUUUAUCAAUAUAAUGAAUCAGAAAGACGGAUUUGUGUACUUUGGAGGUCGUGAUGACGAUGGGCUUGGUUUUCUGUACAAAACGGUGCCUUCUAGCUUUUCACUGCUUGAGGAUAAGGUCAGUUUUGAAUCAGGCAGUCGGGAUGGAAUUGUCCUUCAUGAUGAAUCUAGGUAUACUGUAUCUGAAGUGCAGCUGGUGUGGACAAGAUUGACGAACGCGACCGAAGGAACUGAACUUCCAAAUCCUGUAUCCUAUUCUUAUGAUGAACUAACAGACCCCUCUGAAUCCUCCAAUUCAACUUUCGUUUGGACUGGUGAACUAUUCUCCAAUAUUUCUGUUGUAAACUCAGCAAGGGUAACUCAAGAUUUCGGACUUCCCUGUUGUGCUGAAGGGCAAUACUGGACUUAUGAUGUCCAAAUAGAGCCUUCGGACGAAAUACAAGUUUCAAUCGAGGACAGGAAAUUGAUUGUCCAAGCCCCAGACAAUAAUACUGUACAAAGAUACAAAGUAACUAUCAGAGUAUCCUCAGAAUUCAACUAUUUCACACAAUAUGCACAGGUUCUUGUAGAACCUUGAACUGUGCAGAAUUGCCAAACAUGCUUAGAAACCUCAGGUUCCGUAUGCCAAAUCUGCCAAGAAGAUUUUACUCUAGACAAUGGAGAGUGACUGGAUGAAGAUGACUCAAUCGAGCUGUUUACCGCCAGAGCACUGGGCAAAACUGUAUCUAUAGAUAUUACUGCAACAGUCAGUGUCUCGGCAGUGUUAAUUGGUAGUAUUUUAUCUGGAGAAUCAGGUUCAUCUGCAUGGGUGAUGAUUAACCAAUACCAGCUCCUUCUUACAACACCCACUCUUGAGACCGGACUUCCUGAGGAUGUUCUUGUCUUCUUAGAAGAAUUCGAAUUCUUCACUCUAAAUUUCAAUUUCCUCGAAGGAUGGACACUUUGGAAAUUUGAAGAUGUUAUCGACAGAUUUGACUAUGACCAAACCGUUGAGGGUCUCAACACUGUCGGGUAUGAGUCAGGAAGUGUCAUAGUUAAUCAGUACAAUCUUGGAAAAGCUCUGGCUCUUCUUGUCUUGACAGAUGUAUCCCUGCUGUUGGUAUUUCUGAUCUUCAAGAAAUACUUACAGAAAGCAAUAAUCAAAUCAGUGAUUGAAAAAUUUGAAAGUUUCUACUUCUUCACAGCUUAUGUGAGAAUUAUCAUUGAAGCUUUCUUCUUCGUCUUCCUUACUGCUCUAUCAGAAGUUUAUGAGAAUAUUGGAGAUGUUCAAGAUGGUCUGUCAUAUGCAGCAGCCAUAAUUAUCUCAUUGACAAUAUUCCUCAUCCCUGGGUUCUUGCUUUGGCAUUAUUUCAGAUACAGAAACAUACAAAACUUGGCUGAAGAUGGGAAGCUUACAGAGCUUUAUGAUGGCUUUAAACCCAGACCUCUUUGCCAACUAUACAAUUUUAUAUUCUGAAGCAGGAGGAUCCUCAAUGCACUCAUAGUUGUCCUCCUAAGCGAUCUACCAAUACUAGUAAGAUUGCUUACUUUUGAUAUCGUGCAGCUAGCAGGGCUUGCUUACUCCACAAUCAUCAGGCCUUUCGAAGAGCCAAGGGAUAAUUUCCUGGAAAUUCUGAAUGAUAGUUUCUUCAUGGUGUUCUGUAUUGUGAUAACAAUAUUAUAUGAAGAAGAUCACUGGAAUUCUUCUAUCUCUAACAUUGUCCUGUACUCGAUUAUGGUCAAUGGCUUACUCAUCGCUUUGUUCUGCAUUGCCAUGAGCAUCAAAGAUGUAACCAUCAGCAUCGUCAAGAAAUGCAGAACAAAUGAAGAUGAGAGUAAAAGCAGCCAAAGAGAAAGCCUAGCUAGUUUUCCAAAUGAAUCUACAAGUAAGAGAAGCCGAUAUAAUAAAGAAAGAGCAUCGAGAAAGAAAAAGUCUCCGACUAGGAAAAGAUCGGAAGAUGAGUUUAUGGAAGAGUUUAAGAUUGAGCCAAAAUCUAUAGAGAGCUCCCAAGGUCAAUCAGGGAACUCUUCAGUUGCUAAUUCUGAUAUGGUAACAAAGACUAAAACUAGUCAUACUAAAGAUGAACAUUGCUCUUCCAAAAAUAGUAACGCCAGCCUUCACGGUGAAGACUAUCAGGGGAAGCCUCAAAAGCCAAACCAAUCUGUAGAGUCAAUCAAUUUCUCAGAGGCAAAUAGGAAAUCUCAGAGGGAUAAAUGAUCGCCUCUGAAUUCGGACAGGGAUUCUCACUCUUUAGACUAUAGUAAUGAACAAAGUCCUGAAGAAAGUCUCUAGAUAGUUUGAACCACCAGACUAAAAUAGCAGAUUAAUUCAUAUGUAGAAUUCA
Molecule: messenger RNA, 3462 nt
Organism: Moneuplotes crassus
Lineage: Eukaryota; Ciliophora; Spirotrichea; Euplotida; Euplotidae
Source: the annotation of a GenBank genome assembly